This is a messenger RNA of Cylicocyclus nassatus, 906 nucleotides long. The record is from the annotation of a GenBank genome assembly. Lineage: Eukaryota; Metazoa; Nematoda; Chromadorea; Rhabditida; Strongylidae.
AUGACCACAGCCGGCUACGUCAGUGCAGGUGCUUGCCUCUUCGGAGUGCUUUGUGCCCUCGUGGGCAUUGGGCAGAUCGUCAGCGAUAUUUCAACGCUGAGCGAUGAGGUCCACGGCAGCAUGCAAGAGUUCCGUGUCCUUGCUGAAGACACCUGGGACCGUAUUCUCAUCCUCCAGAGCCCAACUGGCAAAUCCGCCAACCCUACCCCUAGCCUGUUCCGUCAGAAACGUUACACCUAUCCGGGACAAUGCGAAUGCAAUGAGCGUUCUAUCGGAUGCCCAGCUGGACCAAAAGGACCACCAGGACCACCGGGACCACGAGGAGAUGAGGGCUUCCCUGGAGAAAAUGGACGCGAUGGAACCAAUGGACUCAUUCUUUCGGUCAAUCAUGAUGUACCUGGAGGUUGCAUCAGUUGCCCAGCUGGACCACCAGGAGAACCCGGAAGCGAUGGAGCUCCAGGAGAGCCAGGAUUCCCAGGAUCACAUGGCAAACCUGGACCAUGUGGAGCGGACGGUGUUCCCGGACCCGAAGGAGAGCCCGGAGAUCAAGGACCAGCUGGACCACCCGGCUUCGAUGGAAUGGCUGGACCCGAUGGAAUGCCUGGAACCACCUCAUUCCCCGGAGCACCUGGACAGCCUGGAGCACCUGGAUGGACUGGAGAACCUGGUCUGCCCGGAAAGGCUGGCGAAAAUGGACAAGACGGAACUCCUGGACAGCCUGGUCCAAAAGGACUACCUGGAAAUGCUGGACACGAUGCUUUCCCCGGAAUGCCUGGACCUAUGGGAAAUCCUGGAGGUCCUGGAGAAGAUGCCAAGUACUGCAACUGCCCACAAAGAGGAGACAAGCCUACGGGUGCUACCUAUCAGGUGCCACCAUCUACUGGCUACAGAAAGAGACGCGUCUAG